This is a messenger RNA of Lentinula edodes (shiitake mushroom), 1098 nucleotides long. Its product is annotated as RNA 3'-terminal phosphate cyclase/enolpyruvate transferase. The record is from RefSeq and is a predicted model, not a curated record. The transcript has 8 exons. Gene Ontology annotation, cellular component: nucleolus. Bases 1 to 1098 code for a protein of 365 amino acids. Gene Ontology annotation, molecular function: RNA endonuclease activity. Gene Ontology annotation, biological process: endonucleolytic cleavage of tricistronic rRNA transcript (SSU-rRNA, 5.8S rRNA, LSU-rRNA); ribosome biogenesis. Lineage: Eukaryota; Fungi; Basidiomycota; Agaricomycetes; Agaricales; Omphalotaceae.
AUGGCUGCUGGGUCUGUAAUACAAUACAGUGGCCACAAGUACUUCCGGCAUCGUCUAGCUCUAUCAAUACUUAGUGGAAAGUCUGUCAGAAUCGACAAAAUCCGUUCAGAGGAUAAGGAUCCUGGUCUUCGAGAUUUCGAGGUCAGUCUGUUAAGACUUCUGGAAAAGGUUACGAAUGGGACGGUCAUCGAAAUAUCUGCCACAGGUACUGCAAUCCUACUAAAACCUGGAAUCAUUGCAGGCGGGUCUUUAAUCCAUGACUGUCCUCUUUCAAGAUCAGUAGGAUACUUUCUUGAGCCGAUCAUCAUGCUGGCUCCGUUCGCAAAACGGCCUGUACAGUUGACAUUGCGUGGAAUAACAACUGACGACAACGACUUUUCGGCAGACUUGAUGAGAACAGUGACGCUGCCUCAUCUGCAGCUUUUCGGUAUCUCUGACGGAUUGGAACUUCGGAUUAAGAAGCGGGGAGCACCUCCUGGAGGUGGAGGCGAAGUCCAACUUCUUUGUCCUAUUGUAAAACAAGUCAAGACCUUGAACUUUGUGGAACCAGGAAAGAUUAAACGAAUAAGAGGAAUAGCCCAUGCCGUUCGUGUAAAUCCUCAGUUCUCAAAUCGUAUGAUUGAGGCUGCGAGAUCCAUACUGAAUCGAUAUAUUCCGGACAUAUAUAUAUACUCGGACGUGUACAAGGGAGAGGAAAGUGGAAAAUCCCCUGGCUAUGCCCUCAGUCUUUUGGCCGAAUCUACCACCUCUGCUUUGUUCUGCUCUGAGGCAACAUCAAAACCUGGCGUUGCCCCGGAAGACAUUGCGUUACAAGCAACUCGUGCUUUACUAUCGGAAAUCAGCAAAGGGGGAUGUAUUGACCAGAAACACCAGUCAUUAGUGUUACUUUUGAUGGUAUUGGGUAGUGAAGAUGUUGGGCGUUGUCGAAUGUCCCAACCAACCCCUCGAACUAUACAGUUUCUCAGAGAUGUUCGGGACUUCUUUGGCACAUCUUUUCAGAUUGUCUCCAUAGAAGACCCAACAAAUCCCAAUUCUGCAGAUCUUCUUUAUUCCUGUUAUGGCACUGGGCAUGUCAACGCAAACAGAGAUCUUGCUUGA